CUUGAUACGGAUGAACACAAAUUUUGAUACGCUGUGAUGAUCAAACCCGUUGGAUAUUUCUAUCAGAUUAGACAGUGUUGUAUUCUGUGUAUCAAACUGAAGCGUUCUCUAUGCAGAGAAAGAGGAGCGACCUUGGAACAUAGCUUGUUGCGGCUGAGUUGAAUUUUUGUUUUCUUCCACUUUGGUUAGUUUCGCCAGUCGCGAGCUGGCAGUGGUGUCGUAAACAAGUGCUUAGUAUGUGUUUGUGUGGGAGGCGUGCGUUGCUGUGACACACGUGUUGCGAUGUCGGUGUCGGGUGCGACACUGCGGUCCACACACCGGCCGCAACUGGACCGUGCAGUCAGCAUGAACAUCGACGACCGCUCCUACAAGUCAAAAUCGGCCAACCCGAGUCUGAUCGGUCGCUGGAGGAGUUUCCGCAUCAAGCAGCCUCACAACGGAAUGGCGACCAGCAUCCUGAACGGACGUCUCAACCUCGGAGACUCCCCGCCCGCUGAAGAUGAUGUCGGAUUUUUUGAGAGCCUCGACGACAACAGCAUCCCCGACGAACUCAGCGUCAAAAUCUGCAAGGAUUCCAUUCGUCAAAGCAUUCUCGAUCAGAUGAAGAUCUCCUCAGGUGAUGUCAAACUUCUUCUUGACAUUGAAAGUGGAAAAGCUACGCCUGAAACCUUAGAAUCAAGCAUUGCUCAUUGUUCAUCCCUUGAGAGAAACUUUGCAUUUUUGUGGUGCACAUUCAUGAAGAAACACGAAAUGCUUGAAAUUCUUAACCGUUAUGGAAUAGAUCUGAACUAUACACUAAUCACUGAAGGAUUAAGUGCCAUUCACUUGAGUUCGUUUAGUGGAUGUUUGAAAUGUGUGCGUUGGUUGAUAACUAGAGGGUGUAACGUAAAUCACAUGCCUGAUGCACACACACCACUUCACUGUGCUGUAUGGGGCAACUCACCAGAAACCGUACGUCUUCUCAUAUCGAAUGGUGCAAUAAUACGUGAAACUGUGAUGCAUUACGCUGUGCGCGCCAACGCUCACGAGUGUUUACAAAUGUUACUGGAUGAGGGAGCAGAGGUGAACUGGUUGGAUGUGGGUGGGAGUGCCCCGUUGCACAUUGCAGCCGAUCGCCGUAUGUCGUUGUGCAUGAAAAUGCUUCUCAAUUACGGCAAACUAGAUGUCAACAUCGCCUCCAGAGAGAAAGCAAUGACCGCUCUACACUAUGCAGCUGAAGGCGGCUACUUGGACUGCAUUCAAAUGUUACUCUCCAAGAAUGCCGACUACAACAAGAAAAACAAGAAAGGUCAAACACCCCUGCAUCUAGCUGCUCGGUCUCAGAGUGUUGAGUGUAUUGAAGCCCUACUGAAGGCCGGGUCCAACAUUAAUGAAAAAGACUAUGAAAAUCGUACACCUCUCCAUUCAGCUGUUGGAAAAGCGCUUCUAGCUUUCAAUUCAGUCGAAUCUCUUCUAAGGUGGGGUGCUGAUGUGAAUGUGAAAGACAAGUACGGGUAUACUGCUCUACAUAUAGCAGCCCUCAACGAACUUGUCCAGUGUGUUGAUAUCCUGAUAAUGUACGGGGCAGAUGUGAGCUCUCGCACCAAAGGUGGUGUGACCGCAUUGAGUAUCGUAGCGCGAAAAACACCGGCUUGUUUAGAGACAAUUUGUAAAAAAUUGGACUCGUCCAUCUCAUUACAUGAUCCUGAGGCGUCUAAUAGAGAAGUGGAAUUGAAGUUAGAUUUCCGAUACCUACUGCAGCAUUCUUCAGGUGGUGAAGUAGGUUUAUUAAAAACUCUAAUAGAUGAAGGACAGAAAAGUAUGUUAGAACAUCCUCUAUGCGGAGCGUUUCUGUAUAUCAAAUGGUUGAAAAUCAGACGUUUUUAUUUUUGCCGACUAUUUCUCACAGCGAUAUUUGUGAUUCUCUUAACAACUUACAUUCUGACAGCACUAGCUCAUUACUGUUAUAAUUCAGCAGCCAACCGAACAAUCACCGAUCUAGAACUAUGUCGAAAUAAUUCCGUUUUCGGAUUUGUGCUAACUGAGAACCCCGAAUCAAUGGAAGUGAUAUGGUACAUAUUAGUGAUUUUUAGCAUUUGUGAAAUAACUAGAAAACUGAUGUCAAUAGCUGGUUACUCAACUUUGAAAUACUAUUUUUUCCAUUUAGGUAAUGUUUUUGAAUGGUUCACUUUGAUCAGUGUGUUUGUGAUAUCUUUCGAGUUCACCGGUGAAACCUACACUUGGCAAAACCAUAUCAGUGCAUUUGCGAUAUUGUUUGGAUGGGCGAAUUUGAUGUUAAUGGUUGGUCAACUACCAGUAUUUGGAACUUAUGUAGCAAUGUUCACCAAAGUGCAACAAGAAUUUCUUAAAUUACUUAUAGCUUACCUCUGUCUAUUAAUCGGUUUCACAAUAAGUUUUUGUGUAGUAUUUCCCACCUCAGAAGUAUUCAGAAACCCAUUGGUCGGAAUGAUAAAGGUUCUAGUUAUGAUGACUGGUGAAUUAGAUAUAGAUAUGCUAAUGCAGAAAGGUAGCAAUCAGAAAGCUUCCCCAUUGUCGGUGAGUGCACAUAUAAUUUAUGCUUUAUUUGUAUUACUUGUAGCUGUAGUUCUCAUGAAUUUAGUUGUAGGUAUUGCUGUACACGAUAUACAGGGCCUACACAAAACAGCUGGACUAUCAAAGUUAGUGAGACAAACAGAACUGAUAUCAUUUUUAGAACUAGCUCUUUUUCAAGGUUAUCUCCCUAAAAAAGUAGUCAACAUGCUGAAAUGGUCUGCGUUGAUUGCUCCAGCUGUAUACAGAGUGGUGCUGCAUGUAAAACCCUUGAAUCCUAGAGAAAAGCGCCUUCCACGCCAUAUAUUAGCGGCUGCUCAUAAUAUCGCCAGAGAUUGCACUAAAAAUUGUCACGGCGGCUCAAUGUCCGCAGCAACCAUGCACCGAUAUGCUUUAUCUAAGAAUAAUAAAUCUCUAACUGAGGAAUUGAAAGCACUCAGGGAACAAGUCCAAGAGCAACAAUUAUUGUUGAAUGAUAUUCUCAACUUAUUGAAGUCGAAAAAUUUAUGAUAUUGGAAAAUUUUACCAAACUAAUAAUUUCAGGUUUACAAUAAUUGGAAUGAGGACUAUCAGAAGUGUUUGUUGACAGAGCAGAGUUUUAUUAGUGUUAGGAUUAAUUUUACGCAAGGAAUAAUAAUUUUAAAUUAUGACUUUCCAAAAAAUACUCUGAAUACUUCGAUUUAAUCCUUCAAGAAGAAAGAAGCUUCUUUUUAAAACUUGAAAGACAUUUAUGAAGAUUUUAUUCAACUUAGGUCAGUAAUCAUGAAUAAUUGAAACAAGAGAUUUUCAGAUCUCGUUACAUAUUCAUAUUUUCAUUCUUGUAUAUUUCCCAGUUCAUUUAACAAAACGCACAACGCAAGUACCUAGUCUGUUUGGAAUUUAUUAUUAUCUCAAACAUAAAUAAUCCUUUCAUUAGAUCAGUACGGUACAUGAAAUGAUUUAUUUAUUGUAGUGAUGAAAAAUCAAUAAAAUCUAUAUAUUUCUCACAAUGAAUGGCCGCCAUUCUCAUAUAUCUCAACAUGGUCAUCGACAAUAAAUUUCAAUAGUUUUUUUCUGAUAUUUUUGAAGAGGUAUUUCUAGUAGCCUGUAGUAAAAAUAUCCGCCAAAAAAAGCAUAAAUCCAGAGCUUCUCAGACGCUUCCAGGUAACAACUUUAAAACAGAAAUUUAUUUGCGAUCAUAAAUUCCAUUCAGAUUCUUUUCGUGCUGAUGAAUUUCUCCCCCGAAUUCACUCAGCUAUUUGUCAAAUAAUUUAUCGCUUUUUGUGAUAGCUUCGGCAUGGCAUUCGUUCAAGAUUAAGAAUAACUCAGUCUCAUUUCUUGUUUUCCACUUUUACUUCUUUCACACUUUCUAUCUGGAAUGUCACUGAUGUCACCAGAACCAUAUCAAAAUGAUAAAUUGAAAGUAAUCCUCAUCAGGAACCUGUUAAGUAAUUUACAUCUCCUCUUAUAAACUUUCAAUCAUUCAAAUUCGAGUGGAGAAGUUUUUAGCGGUAUAUUUACUUAGACAUCCAUGAAUCUUGUUAGUUUUUUGUUUGAAUGACAGGCAACCGUUACUCUUUUCACUCUAUAAUUUUUGUUACAAAUAGCGCAGAGCUUUGGAACAAAUUAGCUUUUGUAAGUAAAUGCUGUUCGACAUUACAUUGUGUUGAACGUACGAUGUUUUUUUUUGUAAUUGCACUGUAUUUACAUUUACAUUUCAUUGGACGUUGACCCUUCCUAUUUUCCAUCUUUGUUGGUUGUUGAAUGCUGAUGGUGAAUUUUCAAAAUGAGAACAAUGUUCUAACAAAAUGUUUCACCUGAUAGAUAGUCUUGCAGUCUUCCAGUUUUUACAUAUUGGAUUUAGUCCAGCUAGUCCUACAUUUCGUAGAACCAACAAAAUAUACCUUUUCUAUUAAUUUAUUUGCCAAUAUUACGUCUGCUCAUGCUAUCAAUGACAGAAUAAAUAAUUCUAAAAACUUGCAAAGUUGAUAAUACCUUGAUUAUACAUGUAUUUUACCAGCACUCCAAAUAUUUUUGAAUAUUCUGUGUUUGUCAUGAAAUAAUCUUGAUAAUUGAGAACGGUCUUGACCAAGUGAGGUUUAUUGCCUAGCAAUCAGCUACUAUGAUUCAGCUAGUCAACCAAUGAUUGCUUCCUAAAAACAUCCAUGAUAGUAUUUUACAAACACAAAUCUUCAAUAAAUUCCUAAAAAAAUAAAAAUUUAAAGAAAUAUUUCAUCUUGCAAGCCGCUGGCAUUUUAUUAAUUAACUUACAAUUCUUCCCCAAGUUCCCAAUAUAAGGGAACUCAACCAACAAUAGGGAACUGAUUUACAUAACACUGAAUAACUGGCAUUGACAACUCAUGCAUCCAUUAGGUUUAUGAAAUAUUCAACUCAACUAAUAAACAUAGCCUACUGCCUGUAGAAAGAUUUCAAUUGUCCUAUUACAUUUUCAACAUAUUCAUAGAGAAUAAUCAUUAUGUAAACUAGACUCUGCUCUGUUCAAUGU
This is a messenger RNA of Nilaparvata lugens (brown planthopper), 5014 nucleotides long. RefSeq names its product transient receptor potential channel pyrexia (gene wtrw). The transcript has a single exon. The coding region runs from base 283 to 3039 and encodes 918 amino acids. The record is from RefSeq and is a predicted model, not a curated record. Lineage: Eukaryota; Metazoa; Arthropoda; Insecta; Hemiptera; Delphacidae. Gene Ontology annotation, cellular component: membrane. Gene Ontology annotation, molecular function: monoatomic ion channel activity; protein binding. Gene Ontology annotation, biological process: monoatomic ion transport; transmembrane transport.